This is a messenger RNA of Rubroshorea leprosula, 1630 nucleotides long. The record is from the annotation of a GenBank genome assembly. NCBI's taxonomy places the organism in Eukaryota, Viridiplantae, Streptophyta, Magnoliopsida, Malvales, Dipterocarpaceae.
CAGAUACAAGAGGUAGUUGAGAGACAAGCAAGAUGGGAUCAGCUCCAUGCAUGGCGUUUCACGUGUGCUGCCCCGUUCAGAAGCCCUCCAUCCCAGCAAGCAUUCAACAUUUCAACAGCAUAUACUUUCUUCUGGUUUUAAGAGCAACUUUGCUUCCAGUGAAUGAAUUAAGGGAAGCUGUAACUGUCACCAGCAUUGAAGGGGAGAUUCCAGAUGACUUUCCAGAGGGAACGAACCCUCUUUAUGGGGUUAAAGCAACAAGAUCUUUGUUGGGGCGAUCAAGUGAUGCCUGGGUUGAAGGAGAAGGGAUGGUUCAUGCUUUGUAUUUCAAAAAAAUCACCACUGAUAGGAGUUGGACCCUUGCAUACAAUAACAGAUACAUUGAGAGUAAAACAUUCAUGAUAGAGAAACAACUCAACAAGCACUUUUUUCUUCCUGCUGUAGAAGGGGACUCACUCUCUGUUUUGUCUGCUUAUCUUCUUAAUUGGAGUGCUCCAGGCACUGGUGAGGUGGUUAUAAUGGGAUUUCAAGCAACUAAACCUUUUGUUGAAGUGGGAGUAGUUUCUGCUGGUGGAAAGAAAUUACUCCAUAAAGUUGACCUCAAUUACACUGUUUUCUUUGACUGUCCAAUAUCCAGAGACAUAAACCGACUUGUUCAGGGUGGCCCAUUAAUAAAAUUUAAAAAGGAUGAAUCUGCCAGGAUUGGCAUAAUGCCUCGCUAUGGUGAUGUAGACUCUAAUAAGUGGUUUGAUGUGAAGCCAAAUUGUACAUAUCAUAUUAUCAAUUGUUUUGAAGAUGGCAAUGAGAUUGUGGUGUGGGGUUGCAGAGAUCUUGAAUCUAUCAUUCCAGGACCUGAUUUUGGUAAGAAUAAAUUUGAGUGGUUUUGGAGCAAAUUCAGGCCUAUUGGAUCAGUUGGAGAAAGUGGUGAUGCUGUAACAGAAGAUGAAUUGAUAUUUUCUCGUCCGUAUGAGUGGAGACUAGACAUGCAUACAGGAGAUGUUAAGGAAAGAAACUUAACUGGAACAGAAUUUGGAUUAGAUUUCCCUAUAAUCAAUGAAGCCUUUACAGGUCUUAAAAAUAAGUACAGUUGCAUGCAAGUAGUUCAGUCCAUUGCAAGUUCUGCUGCAGGCAUUCCCAAGUAUGGAGGCCAGGCCAAGCUGUACUUUGAAGAGCUAAUUAAAUCCUGAACUUUCUCUGAGAGAGGGACAAGGAGAAGGUUCAAUAAAGGUAGAAUAUCAUAUGUUUGAAGAGAACACCUUCUGCACUGGAGCUGCCUUUGUUCCUUAAGAAGGAGGCACCGAAGACGAUGAUAGCUGGAUUAUAACUUUUGUUCACAAUGAAGAUACUAAUAUCUCUAAAGCUCUUAUAGUUGAUGCAAAGAACUUCAAUGCAGAGCCAGUUGCCCAGAUUACUUUGCCAUACAGAGUUCCAUACGGAUUUCAUGGACCAUUCAUGGCCAUUCAGUUCCAGAUUUAAUUUGGACAGCAUUCCUUUUAGAGCUUGAUUUGUAUUCAUCUUUAUCUGAGUCGUGUUGUGGGAUGUUUUAUGUUUGUCAUUAUGUGUGAUAUUUACGUGUCCUUUAUGAAUUGAACAUCUUUGUUUCUCUCCUUAACAAAUUAUCUUUUCCUGU